Molecule: messenger RNA, 3194 nt
Organism: Microcebus murinus (gray mouse lemur)
Lineage: Eukaryota; Metazoa; Chordata; Mammalia; Primates; Cheirogaleidae
Gene: RPE
Product: ribulose-5-phosphate-3-epimerase
Biological process (GO): carbohydrate metabolic process; pentose-phosphate shunt
Molecular function (GO): D-ribulose-phosphate 3-epimerase activity
Source: RefSeq, a predicted model, not a curated record
AGGGGCGGGGCCAAAGCUGCGCGCCCAAUCGGGGCGACGCCUUCGUCUUGCGGUGGGACUCGUGAGGUAACCUGCUCUUAGGAACCAGCAGUAUGGCGUCGGGCUGCAAGAUUGGCCCGUCUAUCCUCAACAGCGACCUGGCCAAUUUAGGGGCCGAGUGCCUCCGGAUGCUAGACUCUGGGGCGGAUUAUCUGCACCUGGAUGUAAUGGACGGGCAUUUUGUUCCCAACAUCACCUUUGGUCACCCUGUGGUAGAAAGCCUCCGAAAGCAGCUAGGCCAGGACCCUUUCUUUGACAUGCACAUGAUGGUGGCCAGGCCGGAACAGUGGGUAAAGCCAAUGGCUGUAGCAGGAGCCAAUCAGUACACCUUUCAUCUUGAGGCGACUGAGAACCCAGGGGCUUUAAUUAAAGACAUUCGGGAGAAUGGAAUGAAAGUUGGCCUUGCCAUCAAACCAGGAACUACGGUUGAGUAUUUGGCACCAUGGGCUAAUCAAAUAGAUAUGGCCUUGGUUAUGACAGUGGAACCUGGGUUUGGAGGGCAGAAAUUCAUGGAAGAUAUGAUGCCAAAGGUUCACUGGUUGAGGACCCAGUUCCCAUCUUUGGAUAUAGAGGUCGAUGGUGGAGUAGGUCCUGACACUGUCCAUAAGUGUGCAGAGGCAGGAGCUAACAUGAUUGUGUCUGGCAGUGCCAUUAUGAGGAGUGAAGACCCCAGAUCCGUGAUCAACCUGUUAAGAAAUGUUUGCUCAGAAGCUGCUCAGAAACGUUCUCUUGAUCGAUGAAACCAUAAGGAGCCCAGUGUUUCUGCUCAUGAAUUCUCUAUUGUAAAACAGGAAUAUUGACUACCAAAUCAUAUUGCAGUUGAGGCAGUACUGUUUUUCAAAGCAAUUAUUCAUUCCAGUGAUUAAAAUCUAUUGUGCAGAAUGUUCUAAGAGGUUAGCAAUUGGUGUGUAUAACUGCAUUUUUAGUCAUGCAAUUUAAAGAUUAAUGUAGUGAAAUACUCAGUUUUUACUGGGAGACUUGAUUUUUAUGAAGAGUAAAAAUAGUCUGUAUUAAGGUUACAAAUAGAAAUGUGUCUUAAUGCCUAAGGGAGGGCAUAUUAGCUAUAUGAAAAAAAUUUUUUUGUAUUUCUAAGAAAAAUUUUCUGUUUCUCAGCUGUUUUCCAAAUGCAAAGGAAAUCCUUAUGUUUUUCCUAUUUCAUGUCAUUUGUGAUUUGUUUAUAUGCUUGAUAAUAUGAGAAGAAUGGAAUUUAAAAAUAUAAGCUUGGGUGGGAUGGCAUACCAUAUUAUUGCAUCUAAAACAUUUAUUUUUACCUUAUACUUGACUCAUAAAAAGUAUAAAAACAAAUAUAUGAAGCCCAGGGGUUCUAAAAUACAAGCAUAGAUUUUAUCAGGGUGUUUUCUUUGUCAAAAGCAGGUUAUUCGGUGAUUCCUCACCCCUGGUUUUCUCUAAUCUCACCCACCAUUCUUAAGAACAUUGAAUAACGCUGUUGUGUUAGCUCUACGUAGAAAGGAGAAAAGUAAAGCCUCUAUCUGGAAAUAAUAUUGGGUUGAAUUCCGACUCUUUCCCUCUCUAGCUAUUUAACCUUAACAAAUCACCCAAACUUUUUUGUGCUUUUCUUAACUCACUUAUACAUUGAAUGUAAUUAUAACAACUCUGAGGUGGUGUUGAGGAUUUAAAAAGGUAAUAGCAUAUAUGUGAAGUUUCUAGUACUAUUCCUAGAAUUUAGAAGAUGCUCAAUACAAAGUGGCUAGAAUCAUAUAAGUUUAUAUUUUGUGGGCUAUAAAGUUCUUUGAUAUUUGCUUAUUAAAUCUAUAAAUCACUCUUGUAAGUGGUAGUAAGGCAGGUAUUUUUGUUGUCAUUUUAAAAAUGAAGAAACUAAAGCUCAGCAAUAGGAUGGUACCAUGGAAAGGAUCCUACUGGCAUAGGAUUUCUGAUCUGUACUCUUACUACAAUUAGAACCCAUGGGAAGUGGGUUAGGCAAAAGAAGCUUCUUUUUAUUUAACAUUGUCUUAUUUCCAGUCUAACUUUAUCCUGUAGCAGAAUCAGAUGGCUGAAAAUAUUCUGGAACUAUGGAUCUUGACCCCAAGGAUAUAUAUUUUAUACCAAGAAAGACCAGGUAGGCUAAAAGAUGAUAGGGUCUAGAGUUAAUCUAUAAACUAAAUAUUUAUAACUGUGUUUGAAAUUAUAGAGACUACAAAUAUGUGUCGGCUACUUGUAUUUCUUAUAAAUACUCUUGCUAUAUAAUAAAUGCAGCCAAAAAAAUAACAGGACCAAUAUCAUUAAACUUCUGGGGUAUUAUGAGUUUUGAGAAAUAAAGUUUGCAAAAUAAGAAUGCUAACACUUAAGCAUAGAAUAGAGUUUGCUUGGGUUUUUUCUUACAUUAUUAGGUAAUAAUUUGUUUCUUAAUGUUUAUUUUUAUUUUGGCUUAGGAAAGGUUUAUACCAGGAAUAGGUGGUAUUUAAUCAAAUCAGACAACACAAGGCAUAUAGAAAUAACUUUAAUUAAAAAAUUUACAUAGAAGAUUAUAAUAUGAGACAUGACAAAGAUUUGAAUUUAUUUGCCUGGACAAUUUGGGUUUGUCUGGCUUUUGUUUUUUUUUAUUUUUUGUUUUGUUUUUUUUUUUCUUUAAAAAUAAAUGUACAGUAAAACUACCAGCAAAAGUUUGUCAGUAUUGAAUUUGAAUUUAUUUUUUCCCUAAAAGGACCAGUAUAAUUUCUAAUGCCUGGCUAAAACUUAGUGUCAAACCCCAUAGAGUAGGCCAGAUGGCCACGAUUUUCAGUUGUAUGGGUACUACAACUUGAAUAACUUUUUUUACAUGACAAAAGUGAUUUAUAUAAAUUGUCCUCAACUUUCACAUAGAAAAAAUGGUAUAAUAGCUUCUAAAGGAAUUUUUAUUAAUGUCUACUCUUCAGUAUCUAAUAAUGAAGCAUCAUCCUUUGAAAAAUUUUAAUUCUCAAUGUAGGAUGCAAGGAGGAAUAGAUGCUUAUUUGAAUAGAGUAAGCGAUGUCGAGGAAUGACCACAUUAGCUAGAAAUACAACCAUUUUAAAAAAAUUUUAUACUGAUAGGACUUUCCUAUUUGUUGCUCAUUUUAACUCUAAUAUGCUUGCUUAUUCUGUUAGGAGUGAACAGAAAGCCUGUGGUUAGUCCAACAGAUAUCAGUGAUUUUUGAAUAAAGGAAUAUUGUGUUAUCUGG